Messenger RNA from Rosa chinensis, 1182 nucleotides. Its product is annotated as transcription initiation factor TFIID subunit 9. Gene Ontology annotation, biological process: RNA polymerase II preinitiation complex assembly; DNA-templated transcription initiation. Gene Ontology annotation, molecular function: transcription coactivator activity; protein heterodimerization activity; RNA polymerase II general transcription initiation factor activity. NCBI's taxonomy places the organism in Eukaryota, Viridiplantae, Streptophyta, Magnoliopsida, Rosales, Rosaceae. Gene Ontology annotation, cellular component: transcription factor TFIID complex; SAGA complex. The transcript has 3 exons. The coding region runs from base 399 to 929 and encodes 176 amino acids. The record is from RefSeq and is a predicted model, not a curated record.
UGAUGUAGGUGUCGUCGACUCUCCCCUUCUCCCCCUGUGGCGUUGUGCAGCUGUCCCCAUUUUGCUUCCCCUUCCAGAGUUCCAGCCUUCCAGGUUCGAUUAGUGAGUCCUGCAGUCCGCCAGUCCGCCGAGCCACCUCCUCCGCCACCGAGCCACCUCCACAGCUCCACUGCGAGUCUGCGACUUCCGCAGUUUCAAGGCUUCAAUCCAGAUCCCAGGUCAUUCUUGCUACAAUUUCUUUCGGCCUUGGUGUGAAAAGGGAGUCGAGACUGAUAAUCUUACGAGAGUUUGCGUGGUUGAUUGCAUGAGUCCAGAUUACUGAAACACAUUAGUACUUGGAGGUUUAGUUCAUUCCAUUAGCUCUACCCCUACCUAGUAGAAGUACCCAGAUCCAGAAAAUGGCAGGGGAAGAUGAGGACUUACCAAGAGACGCAAAGAUUGUGAAGACGCUAUUAAAAUCAAUGGGUGUGGAGGAAUAUGAACCUCGCGUUAUUCACCAAUUCUUGGAGCUAUGGUAUCGGUACGUGGUCGAUGUACUCAGUGAUGCCCAAGUUUACUCUGAUCACGCGGGCAAGGGUGCGAUUGAUUGUGAUGAUGUCAAGCUUGCCAUUCAGUCCAAGGUCAAUUUCAGCUUCUCGCAACCCCCUCCAAGGGAGGUUCUACUGGAGUUGGCCAGAAACAGGAACAAAAUUCCAUUACCAAAAUCCAUCUCAGGGCCUGGUGUGGCGCUACCACCUGACCAGGAUACCUUGAUCAGCCCAAAUUAUCAAUUGGCAGUCCCUAAGAAACGACCAGCUCAAGCAGUUGAAGAAAUGGAAGAGGAUGAAGAAACUGUUGAACCCAAUCCACCCCAAGAGCAGAAGCCUACUGAUAUACCGCAGAAUACAUCCCAAAAGGUAUCUUUUCCCCUUGCUAAACGCACCAAGUGAAGCUAUAUAUGGUAUGUAAGGGAAGAAGCCGCUGUUCGUUUUGGUCUAGAGAAGCGAGAUCAAACUAUUGUUGACUCGUCACAAAUGCUGAUUUGUAAUGAUACUUAUACAUGUAGUAGAAUGUAAACAUCAUGCCGUUUAGUUCUGGUAUCUGUUCCUUUUACAAUGAUAAUGCUUGGACGCUGUGGUUUUAAGGAUUACUUGUCAUGUACUACAAUCCCCACAUUCAAAGAAGAAAUAGACUGCAGAUCAA